Messenger RNA from Botrytis cinerea B05.10, 1367 nucleotides. RefSeq lists its product as hypothetical. Bases 150 to 953 code for a protein of 267 amino acids. Gene Ontology annotation, cellular component: mitochondrion. The record is from RefSeq and is a predicted model, not a curated record. NCBI's taxonomy places the organism in Eukaryota, Fungi, Ascomycota, Leotiomycetes, Helotiales, Sclerotiniaceae. Gene Ontology annotation, biological process: mitochondrial translational initiation; ribosome disassembly. The transcript has a single exon. Gene Ontology annotation, molecular function: translation initiation factor activity; ribosome binding.
GAUCCCCCCCCUUCCCGUGAUAUGACGAUGCAGAGUGAAUAUGCUUACAUAAUCAAGCAUCAUAAUAAAUUCUUCUUGUCUGGCAUCUACAACACACGCUUUCUCAAGCUCCAUUCCAGCCCCAUACCCCAUCCAUACAAUCAGCAAAUAUGGCAAAUCCUCGCUGCGUCUUCAAUGCAGCUUCUGCUCUUCGUCGUGUAUUUCUCUCGGGACUCCCUACCGAAACAACCCCAUCCGCAUCCACAUCCCUACUACGCAGCACCCCAAUAUUUCCCUCCUCUUCCUCUUCCUCCUCUCUGCUACAAACCCGCAUUCAAACCCGCAGCAUCUUUAAAAGCACCUCUACAGCCGUCGCCGAACAGCGUCUUCCCCGCGAUAACGAAAUCACCGCUCCCUAUCUCCGACUCAAGAAUGCCGAAGGCAAACUCGACCCUCCUGCUCGCACGGCGCAGAUUCUCCGAUCUAUGGAUCUCAAAACGCACAUGUUGGAAGUAAUUGCAUUUUCGGACGAGGGACUCGCGCCCAUUGCGCGGAUCGUGAAUAAGAGGGAAUUGUUCCAGAAGAAGAAGGAGGCGAAGAAGUCGAAGAAUCCGGGGACGGUGACGAAAACGAUUGAGAUGAAUUGGGCGAUUGAGAAGAAUGAUUUGGGACAUCGAUUGGAGAAGAUGAGGGGGUUUUUGGAGAGGGGGAAUAAGGUGGAGGUUAUUUUGGCGGGGAAGAAGAAGGGGAGGAAGGCGUCGGUUGAGGAGGCGGAGGCGGUGAUUGUGAGGAUUAGAGAGUUUGUGGCGGGGGUGGAGGGCGCGAAGGAGAGGGUCAAGAUGGAGGGGAAGGUGUUGGGGAUGGCGGUGUUGAGUUUUGAGGGGAAGGUGGUGAAGAAGGGGGAGGGGGAAAGGGAGAGGGAGAGGGAAGAGGGUAGUAAGGAAGAAAAUGAGAAAUUGAAAGCAGCUAAUUAAGAGCUGAAAACCAAAUCUCAUACCUGGAUUAGCGACACGAAAAAAAACACCAUUAUAAAAAGAUCUCUACAUCUCGAUCUCCAAACCACUUCAAUCACUUGAGAGAAAUCAACAUCUUCCUUCAUUUGAAGUACCACCACAUUUUGUCCACGGCUACAAUACCACCUUCACAACGAUAUCUAUGCAUAGUGAAGAGGACUAUACAAAUCUUCGCUUGAACUUGUAAAGGGAUAGGUAGAUUGAUAGAUGGAUAUUUCAGAAUCUAGCUAUCUUGGGAUAUUAUAUCAUAUCACUCAGAAGAAGAAAGCUUUCUACAUGUACAAAGGAAUUAGAAGAUUGUAUUCAAUCAGAUUUAAUAGACAAUAGACAAUAGAAAAUAGAGAAUCCAAAUCCAAAUCUAAACACAAAUUCUCA